ACUUAAUCAUUUUGAAGAUUACGACUUACGACUUUCGAACAACACCUAUUUGUCAUUGCUAGAUUGGUCAUUUAUUUUUAUAUGAGAAUUGUUCAAAAACUCAUAUAAAUUAAUAAUUUAUUUAAUAAUGACAUCAUAUGUGCGUGCAAUGUACGAUUUCUCUGGUGAGCCAGGCUCAUCGGAGAUUUCAAUAAAGGUUGGUGAAAUCCUGGCAGUGACUCGCACAGACGUUGGAGAAGGUUGGUGGGAGGGGAAGAAUAGUCAAGGAAAAGUUGGUCUUUUUCCAGCGGCCUAUGUGGAGGUGAUGUCGGCCGCCGAAGCACAGAAACAUAACAACCAAACUAGUACUAGUAGUCCUGUUGCAGUGCCUGCUGCGACAACCACAACUGAUGCAUCGAAUCGAUAUGAUCAAACCGCUGAUGAAUAUGACGAUUGGGAGGAUGAUUGGGAUGAUGACAAUGAAACUUAUUCCGAAAUAGGACCCAGUGGUGGGGCAAAAACUAGUAAUCAUGCAGGACAUGCAACAACACUCUCACAUUCCGCUAGCAAUUAUGAUAAUAAAAAUCUGCCAGCUGCACCAAUGGACGAUACUAUCUCAUUAGCAUCUACAGCUGCGCCAAACAACACAGCCACUUUGAAAAAGUCUGGUAUGUUCGGUAAAAGUUCGGAUUCGUAUAUACUCGGUUUGGGCAAUAAGGAAAAGCUUUCGGAACAUGAAAUUGUGCAUAUAGCUAAUGUGGAAAAUUUUUGUUAUUGGCAAACUAACCAUCAACGUUACACCGUAAUAGUGGCCAGUCCCAAAAAAGAGUCUAAAUUUAAAGGAAUGAAAACUUUCAUUGCAUACCAGUUGACACCGAGCUUUAAUGAUACAUCUGUAUCAAGACGAUACAAACAUUUUGAUUGGUUACACGAACGUUUAGUGGAGAAAUUUUGCCUCAUUCCCAUACCACCACUACCAGACAAGCAAAUUUCUGGACGUUAUGAAGAACAAUUUGUGGAACAUCGACGAGUGCAAUUGCAAGAGUUUGUGGAUUGGGUUUGUCGUCAUCCUGUACUGUCACAAUGCGAAGUGUGGCAUCAUUUCUUGACCUGCAAUGAUGACAAGGCAUGGAAAUCGGGCAAAAGGAAGGCCGAACGUGACACAUAUGUGGGAGUAUCUUAUUGCUGGGCCAUAUCACCGCCGGAGAAAACAUUGUUGCCAUCACAUGUAGAUGCUCAAAUGGAAAGUUGUUCACAAUUCGUGCAUGCAAUGGAUAUUUCGGUACGAAAUCUCUUAGCAUUAUCCAAUGAUACGGCGAAGCGUUAUCAAACACAAUGUAAAAAAGAAUUCCAACGUAUUGGUGAUGGCAUGUCGGACCUAGCAAAGGCCUUAAAUAUUGACGAGCGUCGCGCACCCUCAAAAACAACACCGUUGUCGGAAAGUGUUGGGCGCGUUGGUGGUAUAUUCAUUGGUAUCGGACAGCUCUUUGGUGACCAACCAAAAUCAGACUGGAUACCAUUCUCGGACCGUUUGCAUAUCUACAGAGGUGUCCUCAACAGUUUCCCUGACAUUCUGUCAACACACAAAGGUGCAAUGCAAAAGCGUAAAGAAUGCGAACGUCUAACUGCUGAGCAAAAGAUGAGCAAUGCCCAAAUGACCGAUGUGAAUCGUCGUACCGAUGUUAUUUCCUAUGCUGUAAUGGCUGAAAUGUCGCAUUUUAAAGAGGAACGUGACACACAUAUGAAACAGGCGCUUAAAUCAUUUAUAGAAGAACAAAUUAAGUUCUAUUCAAAUGUCGUUAAUAGGCUGCAAGAAGCUUAUCGUCAAUUUGACUAAAAAUGUUCUAAUUACAAAUCGUUGAUCCCCUAAACUAUGGCCGCUUUUAUCCAACUGCUUUGGUGGAUGUGUGUGUUUACUAAGUGUGUGAGAUCACGACAAUAGCA
This is a messenger RNA of Zeugodacus cucurbitae (melon fly), 1923 nucleotides long. RefSeq names its product sorting nexin lst-4 (gene SH3PX1). The transcript is spliced from 3 exons. The record is from RefSeq and is a predicted model, not a curated record. The coding region runs from base 128 to 1816 and encodes 562 amino acids. Lineage: Eukaryota; Metazoa; Arthropoda; Insecta; Diptera; Tephritidae. Gene Ontology annotation, biological process: mitotic cell cycle; plasma membrane tubulation; protein transport. Gene Ontology annotation, molecular function: phosphatidylinositol binding; protein binding. Gene Ontology annotation, cellular component: cytoplasmic vesicle; plasma membrane.